Messenger RNA from Cyclocybe aegerita, 1200 nucleotides. NCBI's taxonomy places the organism in Eukaryota, Fungi, Basidiomycota, Agaricomycetes, Agaricales, Hemipholiotaceae. The record is from the annotation of a GenBank genome assembly.
AUGGAACCUUUGGAAGAAGGUCAAAUACUGCAAGAUGACUCCGUUCAUGGAGGCCAUUACGAUCCAGCUUUUGAAUGGCCUGGAGAUGGUUCCAACGGAGUUGAUAUACUGUACCCGGCGCCUCAAGAACCGUCUACAUCUGUGCAAGGGUUGAAACGUGGACACCCAGCCUUCCGCCUCGUUGUGUGGCGGUCUUCCAUCCUCCCUGCGAAGCACAAGGUCGCUGUCCUUGAUGGCUACGCGGAGGUACAGCUGGGCCGCGACUUGCAGCCGGAAGGCUCUGGAACACCUCGUAUACGCCUCAAGGAAAUGGAAGUGUCGAAGCUUCAUGCAACAACAUACUGGGACGGGGCAAGGAAGGAAUGGAACGUCGUUGAUAUGGGCUCAAAACACGGGACGUUUCUCCAUCCCGGACCCGUUUCUCCUGAUUCGGACGACCUUGGCGGACGACUGUCUCCCUCUCGAACUGCGAGCGUUCCGCGGCGUUUGCGACACUCGGAUCGUUUAUCAAUCGGUGGGACGAUAUUCGUUGUUCAUAUACAUGAGGACCAACGGCCCUGCGAGGAUUGUACGAUAUCUGGGAAGGAAGGGAUCCCAUUAUUUCCUAUCCCGAAAGGCGCAAAACGAACAAGAGACUCCGCUGGACUGGAUUCAGACUCGUCAGGCUCGUCAAGAACACACAGCAAUACCGAAAGAGACCCAAAGAAAGUAUUGACCAUGCUUAGGCGUAGUCUUCUGACCCGUCACGGCGGUCCAAAAGGCGGAAGCAGCUCUGCGGCGGUUGAAACGUCCAACGAAUAUGUCGACCGCGCAGCCCGCCGAAGAUUGCUCCACACUUUAACACGCCCUUCAAGCCCCCAAUUAUCUCCCGUGUCUGUUGCGUCAGCUGGGUCGCUCCUCGCCACAGAGCAGCCGUCAGCCAAACUUCAACCUCCUGCACCAUUAACGUUAAGCAAUGUUGGCCAUCGUCUCCUUACGCAGCAGGGUUGGGCUCCUGGGAGCGCUCUGGGUAUUAGCACUCCCCAAGAGUCAUCUGAUGCCCAGAGAAUCAGUUUAGUCGACCCGCUUGAAGUGGCUUCCAACCAACAUCGUGCUGGACUAGGAAUGAAGCCAGUUUCAGCGUAUGACGCAGAAUGUCUCCACCUCGGAGCUGAUUGGAAGGAACGGGGAAAGUUGAGACGAUUUGCUUCACUCAAAUGA